UUGGCAUAUCGCCACUACUACAGUAGAUGGCAAUAAUACGCAGAGGCACAUUAUAGUUAGCACGCUAGAAGACGACAUGGACCUAGCUAGCCUGUGGACUCUAAUCUGCAUUGUUGUAUGAAUAAUUGAAAGACAACUUGGAAUGUGUUCUUGAAAUAUCCUUUGAAACAUUCAUAAUGAUGCUCCAGCUAUUGGUAGAUCGGAUUUGGCCGGAUUCGCGUUAGCGUCGUAAUAUCUUCUUGUCUUUGUUCAAUACUUUUGAACGCAACAUAGCUGAUAAGGCUUGUUGUUUACUUCUAGUAACUUGUCACUGUUGAUCUGGCUAGCAAACUAGACCACCUAAUUGACAACACAACUUGCUAAUAACCGACCAGUUAGCCUUGUGCGUUGUAGAUACAUCAGGUACGUUUCUGUAAUACAAUACAUUAGCAAGCUAUUGCAUUCGUUAUUUUCCCGGUCACAAGCUAUGGGUUGCUACUAGUUCUUGUGUGGGUAGCUGGCUAGUUUAGCUUUCUAGCUAUCUACCACAGCAACUGUUGCAAUCACAACAAUGUAAUGAUAGGUUAGCUGAACACAGUGCCUGAGGUUGUUAGGUUAUUGUUGCCAGACCUGAGGACAGGACGUGUGUUCGGAAUUCAUGCUUUUGACAUUGUGCAGGGGAGAGAUGGGCACCCAGGGCAGCCGGUUACAUACCCCCUCCCAGGAUCCUGAGGAAGCAGUUGAGACUACAUGUGCCAGUGGCAAGCAUGGAUGUGAAUGCAGAAAGAGGAAACGGACUGCACGCUGUGACUGCGACAGUGAGCCUGAUGAAGAAGACGCCUUAUUGGACACACCACGGAGGAAGAAGCUGAAAAGCACAUCUAAGUACAUCUAUCAGACCUUGUUCCUGAACGGGGAGAACAGUGACAUCCGUAUCUGUGCCCUGGGGCAGGAUUGGAACCUGCACAAAGUGUACCUGUGCCAGUCAGGGUAUUUCUCCAGCAUGUUCAGCGGCUCCUGGAAGGAGUCCAACAUGAUGGUCAUUCCAUUAGAGAUCCCAGACCAGAACAUCGACACAGAGGCUCUGCAGGUAGUGUUUGGAUCUCUGUACCGGGAUGAUGUUCUGAUCAAGCCCAGCAGGGUCGUCAGUAUCCUAGCAGCAGCUUGUAUGCUCCAACUGGAUGGUCUGAUCCAGCAGUGUGGUGAGACCAUGAAGGAGAACGUUGGUGUCAAAACUGUGUGUGUCUACUACUCCUCUGCCAGCAUCUACGGCCUUGACUCUGUCAUGAAGAAGUGUCUGGAAUGGCUCCUCAAUAACCUCAUGACCCAUCAGAAUGUUGACCUCAUGAAGGAGCUGGGAGUGGAUGUGAUCGAACUACUGAUCCAGUCGUCUGACCUAUUCGUCAUGCAGGUGGAGAUGGACGUCUACACCACUCUGAAAAAGUGGAUGUUCCUGCAGCUCAAUCCAUCCUGGGACGGUCCCAUCAAGCAGCUGCUGGCUGAUGCCGAUGCCUGGCUUUGCAAACGCAGGACUGAGAUGGGAGAGGAGGAGCCCUUUUUAAAAGCAGAGGACGGCGCCCCCUUUACUCCUGUCUUUAGACAUGUGCGCCUUCAAUACAUCAUCAAUGACUUGGCUUCCGCACGCAUCCUGGAGAGAGACAACAUUCUCCCACCCGAUUGGCUGACAUCCGUGUACAAGAGCCAGUGGUUUGCCAUGCUACGGACAGAGCACGACAAUGACAAUGGCCCACAGGAUGCCAACAAGGAGGAGUUUGAGUCAAGUAGUAUGCGAUGUGGCAGGAAACUGACCAAAGAUGGUGAUUACUGUUGGCGUUGGACAGGCUUCAACUUUGGCUUUGACCUGCUGGUGACCUACACCAACCGCUUCAUAGUGUUCAAGAGGAAUACACUGAGCCAGCCAUGUGGGGGAGCUGUGAGUAUGCAGCCUCGGAGGCAUCUAGCAUACCGGUUACGCCUGGCUUCCUUUGAUAACAGUGGUAAACUGGUGUGUAGUCGAUCCACUGGUUACCAGCUACUCACCCUGGAGAAAGACCAGGAGUAUGUGGUGAUGAACCUGGACAGUCGGCUGUUGUCCUUCCCCCUCUACGUGUGCUGUAACUUCCAGUACACAUCUCCUCAUAUGGACCGCUGUCCUGAUUCCCCUGAACCAGAGAGCAGCGCCCGCAGUGUAUCCUGAUGCCAGCUCCACACCCUCAGCCCAGUUCCCUUACCACUCCCCUUUAUAAUAUAGGCUAAUCCUAUCCUUGCCCCACACCCGCAUCUUCCAUGGUCCCUCUCUGACAUCCUGGCCUCAAGCUGUGGCCCACAGCUUCAACCCCCCCAAACACAACACUAGCUCAGUCUAGUGUGUUUUGGGAUACGUUGUUAGUUUAAAAAAUAUAUUUUUAAUUCUUCGGCUUUCAUUUUAUAUUAUUUUUUUAUAACAUUCAUACAUUUUUUGUAUUAUUUAUUUCACAUUUUUUUAAAGAAAGUGAAGAAGAAAAAAACUUUACCUGCCAAUAAAUUGUCCACACCAGUGGGCUGUGGUGCUAUCA
Molecule: messenger RNA, 2534 nt
Organism: Oncorhynchus masou masou (cherry salmon)
Lineage: Eukaryota; Metazoa; Chordata; Actinopteri; Salmoniformes; Salmonidae
Product: germ cell-less protein-like 1
Exons: 15
Coding region: 638-2176 (512 amino acids)
Biological process (GO): germ cell development
Molecular function (GO): protein binding
Source: RefSeq, a predicted model, not a curated record